Ilex paraguariensis (yerba mate) is the source of this 2734-nucleotide messenger RNA. Lineage: Eukaryota; Viridiplantae; Streptophyta; Magnoliopsida; Aquifoliales; Aquifoliaceae. The record is from the annotation of a GenBank genome assembly.
CUGGCUUUUGCCAAAUCAAAAAAUUUGAAAAAAUGUUUUUUUUGGCUUAUAGAUAGUACUCUAGAAGAGUUGCCAAAUGUAGCCUUAAGGUGAAAUAACUAUAGGUAAAGACUCUAUAAUGAGUGCGGUGAGAUAACGUUUAUAAAAUUGGCAGGUUGUGUUUGAGUUGUGGAUUGUAACCGCAUGCCACCACAUGUAUAGAAGUGCUUGGUACAAUUAUAGACACAUCAGUAGAAGGACCCAUUGGAGGUGAGUGGUUGUGGGGGAUGAGAAGAAAAGAAGAGUGAACAGACAGACAGUGACUCUCUUUUCUAUGGUUUCAGUGGAGAAAGAGGGCUCUUAAACAUACGCAUUAAUGCAAUUUUAUUCUCUAUAGAAUGGACAGGUGUCUUGCAAUUUCCUUCCCAUCUAUCUUAAAGCUUUGGAUGGGCCUGCUAGAGGUUGGAAAUCAUUAGGAUCUAGGGCUCUGUAAGUAAUGGAUGAAGUUUUUGAAUGUAACUGUAACAUGGAGAGUCAAUUGAUCUCUUACAUGCUGUAUUUUGAUUGAUAUACUGUAUUAUUGGGGAGUGGUUGAGCAAUAUGACGUUCCACUAAAAUAUAGAUAUCAACAUCAUUUUGUGUUGAUUAUUGUUGUAUUUUUUUCCUGCCUCUUAUUAUUAUUAUUAUUAUUUUUUUGUGUUUAAACAAAAUGAAAUUUCUGAUUUCCGGUCUAUUAUGUAAUCCAAACACAUGUAACUCAUAAAUCAUAAUGUGGUUAUUAUAUUGAUUUGUGUUGAAGUUACUCGGUUGGAAAAAGGUGAUGAAGCUGGAGUUAAAGUCAGCUGUUCUUAUGUCAGUAUUUAGGUAAUGGACUAUUUUGGGGCAUAGACCCCUAGUAAGAGGUGCCUGGUGAUUUCUUACCAAGGAUUUGGCUGUGGACUUGGUUCUGUAUAGUAAGCAAUAUCUUGGUGUUGGUUAAACUGAGUUGUAAUUGAUGUGAGGUGGUUUUUUUGUUGGAAUGUGUGUGUUGUAUAGUGGUUGGAUUCGGUUUUGAAUAGUAUGAAAGUAAUGUAGGAGUUGAAUUUGGACUCAUGGAUGUGGUCUUUGGUGUGUGGUUGUAGUGGACAGUGUGGAGGCAGCAGCUGUGGUGGUGGUGGUGGUGGUGUUUUUGCAGAUCAGUGGUGGUUGGUGUUAAUAGGAUUUUGAAUAUGAGUUCAGAAGGCAGGAGCCGAAGCAGGAGCAGUAGCAGAAGCCCGUUGGAUCGCAAGAUUCGUACACAACGCUAUUCCUAUCGGGAUGCACCAUACAGGAGGGAUUUGCGUCGGGGUUUCAGGUUUUCUUGUCUAAAAUCAUUUGUUCAUGAUUUAUUUUUUCUGUGUAUACCAAGUGCUGGUUGGGAGUAGAAGAACACAUAUAGAAGCAUUCUGCUAGAUGCUCAAGCUGUUCCUUAAUGCUCUGUAUGGAAGGGCCAGGAUCUUGGAACUAUCAUGAUUUUACAUAUGGUUUCUCACAAACCAUUGCUUAUUUAUGUUUAUUUAUUUUUAGCUUGAGUACUUGCACCAAAAUUUUUAUGAUUGCUCAUCCUGUUACAUUGUUUAUAUAAAGUUGGCUUUCCACGUGUUGAUGCUACUACAGUCACGUUUUUUUCUUCUUUUUUCUUGCUUGCUUUAUUUCUUAAGCUUGCGUGUAUGGCAUAUUCUUGGUGAUGAACAAACUUAUAAUGUUUCUUGGUUGCAUUUCGCAUGAAUAUUUUCUACUCGGCUAGCCAUGGUCUUGGAUACUUUUUCUUGUUAGGCAGGUUUCUCAUGUUCUUUUUCUUACAAAAGAAAUAUUACUACUAUUCUUCUAUGAAGCCAUCCUCCAGUUUGAUAUUUUCCUUGGUUGGAUUCGUACUCCUCUCCCCCUUGUUUGUAGUCGGAACAUUGGGUGGGAUCAGGCGUUCUUUGUGAAUGAGCAGUUAUAUGUUUUCCUGAGGCUGUGCUCGUCCCCUGCUCUGCUGCAUCCUGAAGUAUCAGGCAGUUUGCAAUAUUUUGGUUAUAGUAUUGAGAAAUGGACAUUAUUGUUUUUGGGUUGUGUGUUCAGUGUUCUUGCAGGAAAUUAACAAGUGAUGGUGUUUUUUUUCAGCGAGAACAUCCUGUGUAAGAACUGUAGGCGGCCAGGUCAUUAUGCUAGAGAAUGUCCUAACGUGGCACUUUGUCACAACUGCGGUCUCCCUGGGCAUAUUGCUUCAGAAUGCACCACAAAAUCACUGUGUUGGAACUGUCGAGAACCGGGCCACAUGGCUGGUAACUGCCCAAACGAGGGCAUUUGCCACACCUGUGGUAAGGCAGGACACCGUGCUAGAGAAUGCCCUGCUCCCCCACUGCCACCUGGUGACCUAAGGCUGUGCAAUAACUGCUACAAGCAAGGCCAUUUUGCUGCAGACUGCACAAAUGACAAGGCAUGCAAGAACUGCAGGAAGACUGGUCACCUGGCACGUGAUUGUCAGAAUGAUCCCGUCUGCAACUUGUGUAAUAUAUCUGGUCACGUGUCCAGAGAAUGCCCGAAGGGCAACAUUUUUGAUGAGCGCGGAGGUGGUGGUCGUUUUGGUGGCGGUGGUUAUCGGGACAUUGUAUGUCGGAACUGCCAGCAGGUGGGCCAUAUGAGCCGAGAUUGCAUGGCCUUGAUGAUUUGUCAGAACUGUGGGGGAAGAGGACACGUGGCAUAUGAGUGUCCAUCUGGAAGGUUUAUGGACCGCUUUCCGAGGAGAUACUGA